Messenger RNA from Chanos chanos (milkfish), 7503 nucleotides. RefSeq names its product unc-13 homolog Ba (C. elegans) (gene unc13ba). The transcript has 42 exons. Gene Ontology annotation, cellular component: synaptic vesicle membrane; presynaptic membrane; plasma membrane. Gene Ontology annotation, molecular function: calcium ion binding; phospholipid binding; diacylglycerol binding. Lineage: Eukaryota; Metazoa; Chordata; Actinopteri; Gonorynchiformes; Chanidae. Bases 1 to 7503 code for a protein of 2500 amino acids. Gene Ontology annotation, biological process: dense core granule priming; synaptic vesicle priming; presynaptic dense core vesicle exocytosis. The record is from RefSeq and is a predicted model, not a curated record.
AUGUCUUGCGAGUACCCCUGUAGCCAGGAGCCUUUCCAAAAGUCUAAAACGGAGUCCUUCUCUUAUUCCCUGGACUCUUCUACUUUUUCCCAGUUUGGCUCUAUGGACAGAAGGGUGAAAAAGGCCAAGCUCCAAGGACCCCCAGGUGAGAAAUCCGCCUCCUCGCUUCUCUGCUACCUCAAUAAGUUUAACGUCUACGUCACACUGAAGGUCCAGAAUGUCAAAAGUACGACCAUCACUGUGCGUGGGGACCAGCCGUGCUGGGAACAGGACUUCAUGUUCGAGAUUAAUCGACUGGAUUCCGGGCUGGUGGUGGAAUUGUGGAACAAAGGCUUAAUCUGGGACACCAUGGUGGGGACGGCGUGGAUCCCUUUGGAAUCCAUACAUCAGUCUGACGAGGAAGGUCCUGGUGAGUGGAUCUCUCUGGACUCAGAGGUUCUGAUGAAAGCGGACGAGAUCUACGGCACCAAGAACCCGACGCCCCACCAGGUGCUUCUGGACACACGUUUUGAGCUGCCCUUCGACAUUCCAGACGACGAGGCGCAAUACUGGACCAAGAAGCUGGAGCGAAUUAAUACCAUGAGGAUACACGAUGAGUAUCCGCUGCAAGAUGAGAAUCAUAGAAGAGAACUACCAUCUGUCCCCUCCCAGUGCUGCAACUGGAGUUACUUUGGAUGGAGUGAUCAACAGACGCUGGAGGACCAUGACAGUGCAGUGGAUGACCGCGACAGCGACUAUCGCAGUGAGACGAACAGCCGCCCUCCACGGUACCACACCACAGCCCAGCCAAACUCUUCUGUGCACCAGUAUCCCAUGGGAAGAAAACUCCCACACCAGACAGUGUCCAAAGAAUCGGGGAAUGACUCCAUACAGAGCUUUGAGUCAGACUACAGGGAAGGAAGGGGGCCUAGCCCGGCGGACAGCUGCCGAUUUGGGUCAUCUGGAAACCUCAGCCAGGCUAGUUCCCAGUUCAGUUCAGAGCUUGAAGAACGCAGUGAUCCGGACACCCAGCGGCCCAGACCUCCGCUCUGCGCUCAGCAGACUAUAUCAGAGGACACAGAGAAAGGACAGAAGGAGGUCCAGUCUUCUCCAAGGUCAGGUCUGGACAAGGACCUGAGGGAGAACAUACUGUCCACGAAGUCUCCAGCUGAUCGCAUCAAGAAGCCAGAAAGACAGCUAAGUAUCUGCGAGGAUGGCCCACCUCUCUUCCCACCAACACGACUGCGUUGGCUGAAGGCCAUUAACAAAGUGAGAGCCCAGCUGCAAGAGAUGUUCUCACGAAAUCGUUACAAUGGCCAGGAUGGGGCUGGACUCCCUCAGUACCCUCGACCCAAAAACAAAACAGCGGCCCCAAAAAGGAGGGCUCCCAAUCCCAGGGUUGCUUUGGUGAUCCGUGGGAAAAUUCAUCGUCUCCUCCAAGGGUCCGGAGAGUACGUUUCCCAGCCUCCUGGCCUCUACUAUGCCGGCAUUCAAGAAGAAGAUGAGGAAGAUGAAGAGGAAGGAAAGGUGCCGGAUUUUUGCAGGAGAGGAAUUCCCAGAGGAGGAGGAGCCUGCUGUUCUGCCCCAGUCCCAAACGGUCAGGAACUUGGCGGCAUGGCUGCUCCAUCCUGUGUUGGUGAGGUGGAGCUUAACAGAGAGGGUGGAAUACGGAUACCCUGCACCCUUCAACAUAAUAGCACCUUGCUGCCCACUGGAACCCAAAACCAAACUCCUUCGGAUUUAAAUGGGGCAGGAUUUGGUGAAACAACACACAGUCAAAGAGGCUCUGUCGCCUAUGGUUUCAGUGCUGGUACAGAAGAAAAGACUGAGGAAGAGGAGGACGACGAAGAGCACGAGGAGGAGUCCAGUGCAAUCAUUGAUCACAUACUAAAAGAACUGAGAGGGAUCAACAAGAUCCAAGAGGAGAUCUCAGACCUGAGGGAAUACUUGUCCUCUGUCAGCGGCUCCGUGGAAGAGGUGUCCAGUUGCGUGGAUGCAGUUCUUAUGGAGAUAGAGGGAAUUCGCUCAGGAUCCAAGCCAGGGGUGGAGUCCUGCUCCAGCCAUUCACUACCUGGUCGUCACAGUUCCAACAGUUCUUCAAGCCAGGCCUGUUGCAAGCCCUGUACCCUGGAAGCUGCAAGUGCAUGCAGCGCUGUAUCUGAACAGCACCAUGGGUUUGGUGGGCAAUUCAAAACAACUUCAAACCAAGACGCAGACCUCCAAGAUACGAGGGAAACCUUCAGGAGUGUGACCGCCUUCUCCGGCACGGCUGUUUCAGCCCACGGUGUGUCAAAUGAAUUUGAGCAGGAUACCUCAGACCAGAGUUCAGAUGUGCUCCCCGGCGCUGGGAGAAGGAAGCUGAGCUUUGGCUACCUAGAACGCCAGGAUGGUCAGGAUUGCCCCAGCACCAGCUCGCUGUCCUCGGGCCAGAGCUCCAAGUCUGAAUCAGACCAUGAGAGGUCCACUUUAGGGCAGGUUCAGGAAGCUAUAGGAAGUGACCAGGAUUGGGGAUCAGUGGGAUUUAGACACAGUGGGAGUGUGGAGACUGGCUGGAGUGAGGAAGAUGGAUAUUCCAGACAGGGCAGCUAUGAGGAAGGGGAUGGCUGCACCGGAAGGGGAGAAACUUGGGAUCGGUGCAGGGAAGAAGGGACCUGUAGCUCCUUAGGUGGACAGUCAUCAAUGGGAAGCUCAGAGCACCUUUCCGUUCUUUCAAGCAGGCAUUACAAUUCCCCAGCUAGCACUUCUAGCCGGGAAGACCGUGAUGCACGCAGGCGAAGACAAUACUCUUGUGAGGAAGAUGGUGGCAUUCAUUCUGAACCUCUUGGAGUGGAGUGCAGUGAUUUUGGAGCUGUUGGUGACUACUUAAGUGAUGAAACAUCUGAGGCAUGUAGAAAUAAGGGUGAGGUUUAUGUGGCCACAGGCCAAAGUCAUGACACUUUUACCGUAAUGGCUACAAACCGUAAAGAGGGCUUCCAAGGGCAUUAUGGCCUUAGCGGUGGUCUGAAAGGCGAAUCUAAUGAGAAAAUUUCUGUGGUAGAAACAGCACCACAAAGCAAUCUGCCAGGUGCAUCGGCAGCCAUGACAAGAACCCAGAAGGAUGGAGAGCUGUCUGGUUUUGAUCAGAAUCUGUGUGGUUCGGAUCUCGAUGCUGAGGUCAGUAAUGUAGGAUUUAAUGUGAAGCGGAUCGGUAGGGCUGUGUUGGACUUCAGCACUGCCCUGCGAGGGGCACUAAAGAAACUUGAGGGUUCGGGCACCCAAACACCGUUGCCUAAGACUGAAGUCAAUCCACCUACAUUCUUUAGUGGUGAAUUGCAAGCAGAUAUUGCAAAUAACGAAGAAACACCUAAGCAGGAACUGUCCCAAACACCCACACCCUGUGCAGAAACUCCUCAAACGGACACGCCAUGCCAAGAUGCAACCCGAAGGGAUAGCAGUACUGAAGAAAAAGAGGAUAUCUCCACUGUGUCGAAUCCAUCUAACACCAAACUCCAUGUAGACGGAGACAACGAAGUCUCUUUGCAGGAAGAAAAAGAUCAUCAAGGAGCUCUGGACACCCCCGUGCAUGAGCCACCUUCCGAAGUCACUCUGUCACAACCUGUGGAGGUUGAACCCCCACCACAGUGUUCCACCUCAGAGUCCAUCCCUAUAUCAGUGUCUGCUGAGGGGCCAACACCUCUUGAGGACCAGAGCGUAAUUCAGGAGGAGCAGCCCCAAACAGAUCUCACUGAAGAGGCUAACAAGGUAGAGGAUGGAGAGCAAGUCCUGGAGUUGAGUCAGAGGGACGCACGCAGACUCAAAUGCCUCAGAAGCUUCCAGCAGAUACUCAGAGAGAAGAGAGAAACGAGACGGCAUCUCAACUUGGUGACCAUGUCCACGUUUUCUGAGGACGAUUUUAAUCAAGAAGGCAGUCGAGAUGAAGACCAGAAUCAGAGUAAUGAUGGAGACCCCAACAAACAGCCAUGGGCUAAGACAAGUGGAGGGGGUAUUUUUGGGAUUGACAGCAUGCCCAAUCUACGUAAGAGGAAACCCAUUCCCCUGGUCAGCGAGGUGUCUCUCGUCCAGUCAAGGAAAGCAGGAAUCUCCCACGCUCUUGCUGUCCGCACCUCACUGAAGGAUGAAGAACUGAAGAGUCAUGUGUAUAAGAAGACCCUGCAGGCUCUGAUCUAUCCCAUAUCCUGCACUACGCCACAUAACUUUGAGGUGUGGACUGCCACCACGCCCACCUACUGUUAUGAGUGUGAGGGUUUGCUGUGGGGCAUUGCCAGACAGGGCAUGCGCUGCUCCGAAUGCGGGGUCAAAUGUCACGAGAAGUGCCAGGAGCUGCUCAAUGCCGACUGCCUGCAGCGGGCGGCAGAGAAGAGCUCGAAGACGGGAGCGGAGGAUCGGACCCAGCACAUCAUCUCGGCCAUGAAGGACCGGAUGAAGAUACGAGAGCGGAACAAACCGGAGAUCUUCGAGGCGAUCAGGAACGUUUUCGUCGUCACCAAACUCCACCACGCCCAGCAGAUGAAAACCGUCAAACAGACCGUGCUGGACGGGACCUCAAAAUGGUCCGCCAAAAUCUCGAUCACAGUGGUGAGUGCUCAGGGCCUGCAGGCGAAAGAUCGUACAGGAUCCAGUGACCCCUACGUGACAGUCCAGGUGGGAAAAACCAAGAAAAGAACUAAAACCAUUUAUGGAAACCUCAACCCUGUCUGGGAGGAGAAAUUCAACUUUGAGUGCCAUAACUCAUCAGACAGGAUAAAGGUUCGUGUUUGGGACGAAGACGAUGACAUCAAGUCUCGCGUAAAGCAGCGUCUGAAACGGGAGUCUGACGACUUCCUAGGCCAGAGCAUCAUCGAAGUUCGAACGCUGAGCGGAGAAAUGGACGUCUGGUACAACCUUGAGAAACGGACAGAUAAGUCAGCCGUGUCCGGAGCCAUCCGCCUGCUGAUCAGCGUGGAGAUUAAAGGAGAGGAGAAAGUGGCUCCAUAUCAUGUGCAGUACACCUGCCUGCACGAGAACAUCUUCCAUUACCUGACAGACGUGGAGGGCCAGGGAAUGGUGAAGAUCCCCGUCGCCUGUGGAGACGAUUCCUGGAAGGUUUACUUUGAUGAGGUUGAACAGGAGAUUGUGGAUGAGUUUGCGAUGCGCUAUGGAAUUGAGUCCAUCUAUCAAGCCAUGACCCACUUUGCCUGUCUCUCCUCCAAAUACAUGCUGUCUGGAGUCCCAGCUGUUAUGAGCAUGUUAUUAGCCAACAUCAACGCUUUCUUUGCCCACCCCACCUCUGUCACCAACGUGUCCGCCUCUGACCGCUUUGCUGCCUCCAACUUUGGGAGAGAACGCUUUGUUCGGCUACUGGACCAGCUGCAUAACUCUCUGCGCAUUGACCUGUCCACAUAUCGAAACAACUUUCCUGCCAGCAGUAAACCUCGCCUGCAGGACCUCAAGUCUACCGUCGACCUCCUCACCAGCAUCGCCUUCUUCAGAAUGAAGGUUCAAGAACUGCAGAGUCCCCCCCGAGCGGCGCAUGUUGUUCGUGACUGCGUGAAAGCGUGCCUCAAUUCUACAUACGAGUACAUCUUUAACAACUGCCAGGAGCUGUACAGUCGACAGUUCCAACCAGCCGCAGAGGCCGUAAUGGAGGAAGUGGGACCCAGCAUUCAGAACCUGGACUUCUGGCCCAAACUCAUCACACUCAUCGUGUCCAUUAUAGAGGAGGACAAGGGCUCGUACACACCUGUUAUCAACCAGUUUCCACAGGAGCUGAAUGUUGGGAAGGUCAGCGCUGAGGUUAUGUGGACGCUGUUUUCACAAGACAUGAAAUACGCUCUGGAAGAACACGAGAAACACAAACUGUGUAAAAGUGCCGACUACAUGAAUUUGCACUUCAAAGUCAAGUGGCUUUACAACGAAUACGUCAGUGACCUGCCUGUCUUCAAAGACGCUGUCCCAGAGUACCCCUCGUGGUUCCUGGAGUUCGUGCUGCAGUGGUUAGCUGAGAAUGAGGAGGUGUCUAUGGAGUUCAUGCACGGUGCUUUGGAGAGGGAUAAAAGAGAGGGGUUCCAGCCGACGUCCGAGCACGCUCUGUUCUCCAGUUCUGUGGUGGACAUCUUCACGCAGCUCAACCAAAGCUUUGAGAUCAUCAGAAAACUGGACUGUCCAGAUCCCGCCGUGCUCGCUCAUUACAACCGCCGCUUUGCCAAGACGAUAACCAAAGUGCUCCUGCAGUACUGCACUAUUCUAUCCAAGAGUUUUCCCUCCUACUGUGAAAAAGAGAAGAUCCCCUGUGUUCUGAUGAACAACAUUCAGCAGAUGCGAGUUCUCCUGGAGAAGAUGUUUGAGUCCAUGGGUGCUAAACAGCUGGAUUCUGAGGCUGCCGACAUCCUGAAUGAUCUGCAGGUGAAACUGAACACAGUGCUGGAUAACCUGAGUGCUAUGUUUGCGAAGAGUUUCCAGAACCGUAUAAAUGUGUGUAUGCGUCAGAUGGCGGAGAUUCUGUACCAGAUCAAAGGGCCUCUGAAUGCGAACGCGCGGAACACGGCCGAAGCCGACGCGGACAACAUGCUCAGGCCACUAAUGGAGUUCCUCGACGCUAACCUGAGCGUGUUUGCAGACGUGUGUGAGAAGACGGUGUUGAAGAGGGUGCUGAAGGAUCUUUGGAAGACAGUUCUGAUCAGUAUGGAGAAAAGCAUCGUGCUGCCACAAAUUGAUGACACUUCUGGGUGUUUCUCUCCUCAGGGAGCCCAGAUUCUCACUGCUGCCAAGGAGCUCUCCAAACUUAAGGGAGGUGGCGAAGCUAAGAGUCUGACACCAAAACAGUGUGCCAUUAUGGAAGUAGCACUGGACACAAUUAAGCAAUUUUUCCAUGCUGGAGGGAAUGGGCUGAAGAAGGUUUAUCUGGAGAGGAGCGGGGAGCUGUCGUCUCUGCGCUAUGCUCUCUCUCUCUACACACAGAGCACUGACGCUCUCAUACGCACGUUUGUCAGCACACAGCACGCACAAGGCUCAGGGGUGGAGAAGCCAGUGGGUGAGGCCAUUAUUCAGGUGGAUCUGUCGCCCCCUGCUGGUAAUGGAGAGCAAAAACUAAACGUGAGAGUAAUCGCUGUAAACGACUUGAAGUGGCAGACAUCCGGAAUGUUCCGACCCUUCGUGGAGGUGAAUCUGGUCGGCCCUUCGCUCACUGAUAAGAAGCGAAAGUUCACGACCAAAUCCAAAAACAACUGCUGGUCAGCCAAGUUCAACGAAGCCUUUCAAUUUGUGCUGGGGAAGGGAGUGAGUCCAGACUGUUACGAGGUGCAGGUGUCGGUGAAGGACUACUGUUUUGGUCGUGCAGACCGUUUGGUGGGCGUGGCCGUGAUCCAGUUGCGGGACGUUGCCGACCGGAGGAGCUGUGUCUGCUGGUCUCCCAUGGGCCCGCGGAUCGGAACCGACGAAACCGGAGUCACAGCCCUACGCAUUCUCUCCCAACGACAAAACGACGAAGUCGCCAAAGAGUUUGUCAAACUCAAGUUUGAAACACGACCUGCAGAGGAGGGAAGAUGA